Arachis ipaensis is the source of this 1527-nucleotide messenger RNA. The record is from RefSeq and is a predicted model, not a curated record. NCBI's taxonomy places the organism in Eukaryota, Viridiplantae, Streptophyta, Magnoliopsida, Fabales, Fabaceae.
AUGAAGAUACCCGAUCUAGAUCCCGCCGUCCACCUGCAUGCCAUAAAGGCCGAACUCCGACCUGAAAAAUUCAGAGAAACAAUUGCGGUAACAAAGCCGAAGACAUUGGAACAAUUCCGAGAGAGGGCGGCAGGACAGAUGGAGAUCGAAGAACCCCGUGAAGCUGAAAAAAUGGAGAAAAAACAACCAAAGAGAGAAGACGACAGGGCCACAAGGUCUGCAAAUGUCAAAGACCCCAGGAAGCCCUUCAGGCUAACCCCAAAGUUUGACAACUACACCAAGUUCAACACAAAGAGGGAAAAAAUAAUCAAAGAAAUAUUCAACGCUAAAAUCAUAAAACCACCAGCAAGAGCUGGGAGCUAUCAAGAUCAGAGAUUCGUCGACAAGAGCAAGCACUGUGCCUUCCACCAAAAGUACGGCCACACAACCGAUGAAUGCGUGAUAGCCAAAGACCUAUUGAAAAGAUUGGCCCGGCAAGGCCUCCUAGACAAGUACAUCGAAGGAAGAAAACAUAAAGAAGGCGAUAGAGAAGAACGCCAACAGACCCCAGGAAGCAAAGAAACCAAUAAAUGGUCAAACAACACGCCACCUAAGGGGGUCAUAAACACCAUAUCAGGAGGAUUCGCCGGGGGAGGAGAAACAACUUCGGCAAGAAAGUGUAGUUACCGCUCAAUGCUAGCAAUAAAAGGAACAACACCAUGUAGCAACAAGGAUGCCUCAGACCUAGAAAUCACUUUCAACCAGGGAGAUAUAUGCUCGGCCGCACCACACUCAGACGAUCCAGUGGUAAUUUCUAUCCAAACAGGUGACUUAUUGGUAAGAAAAGUCCUUCUCGACCCAUGUAGUAGUGCCGAUGUUCUGUUUUAUACUACUUUUUUGAAAAUGAAAAUAUCCGAAAAACUCAUACAACCUUCCUCCAGAGAAUUAGUCGGAUUCUCUGGAGAAAGAGUGCCAAUCAAGGGUUACAUAUGGUUGAGGACAAUGAUGGGAAACCACCCAUUGUCACGGACCAUUGACAUACAAUAUCUUAUAGUUGAUUGCCCUAGCCCUUAUAAUAUUAUCCUUGGAAGACCUGCCCUGAACAUGUUCAGGGCAGUAGUUUCAACUUUUCAUCUAUGUGUCAAAUUCCAGGCACAGGAUGGAGAGAUAGCGACACUCCACUCAGAUCAUCAACAAGCUCGGCAAUGCUACAAUGCAAGCCUAAAAAGGUCGGCUCCAAGAAUAGAGUUCCAACAAGAAGUCAAAGCAAUUCAUAACACAAGUGAGGUACUGUCUCUAGCAGAGCUGGACCCUCGUGAGGACACCCAAGAAAUGCCUCAACCAGCAGACGAACUACAGGAAGUCCAGCUAACGGCGAAACCAGAACAAGUCACAUAUAUUGGUCAAGCACUACAGGAAAAAGAAAGAUCCGAGCUCAUAAAAGUAUUACAAGAUAACGCUGACCUAUUUGCCUGGACUCCAGCAGACAUGCCAGGAAUAGAUCCAAACAUUAUCUGCCAUAAGCUCGCCACUGACAAAACAAGCUGA